Stegastes partitus (bicolor damselfish) is the source of this 1809-nucleotide messenger RNA. RefSeq names its product protein arginine N-methyltransferase 8-B-like. Gene Ontology annotation, cellular component: plasma membrane. The record is from RefSeq and is a predicted model, not a curated record. Gene Ontology annotation, molecular function: histone methyltransferase activity; protein-arginine omega-N asymmetric methyltransferase activity; protein-arginine omega-N monomethyltransferase activity. The transcript has 10 exons. Lineage: Eukaryota; Metazoa; Chordata; Actinopteri; Pomacentridae. Gene Ontology annotation, biological process: peptidyl-arginine methylation, to asymmetrical-dimethyl arginine; chromatin remodeling. Bases 251 to 1468 code for a protein of 405 amino acids.
CCUGUACCACACUGACAGCAUGGAUAACCGAACGUUUCACCUCGCGCAAAUCCAUCUCACAACUUUUCUGGAGGAAUAGCCUGAUUUGGUGUGAAAGUCAGUUGAUCCAUUAGUCCCAUUAUGACUUCAGGCUUUACAUGUGUUCCUUCCGUACAUUGUGUGGCUUAGCGUUGCUUUUGACACGUUUCUGUGAGGAUUUCAGAGCCUCGGAACACUUAAAAGAGUUGUAGCGUAAAUCUCGUCGGCUCUCAUGGGACUGAGGCAUUCGUCGCGUUGUUUGCUGCUACGGCGGAAGAUGGCGGAGGCGGACAGCUCGGAGCGGCAGCAGCCUGUCAUGUCCCCCCUCUCCCAGUCUGCUCAGCCCUCCCCACUGCCUAAACCAGUGCCUACUACCCACCAUGUGCCCUGCGUCCCCCAUACGCCUCAUGUAGCAGCUCUGGCCACCUGUCCCGGUCGAGGCAAGAUCGCCAAGUUCAUCAGCCCGGAGGAAAUGACAUCCCGGGACUACUACUUCGACUCUUAUGCCCACUUUGGCAUCCACGAGGAGAUGCUGAAAGAUGAGGUGCGGACGCUGACCUACAGGAACGCGAUGUACCACAACAAGCAUGUGUUCAAGGAUAAAAUCGUCCUGGAUGUUGGCAGCGGCACAGGGAUCCUGUCUAUGUUCGCUGCCAAUGCCGGUGCCAAACACGUGUACGGGAUCGAAUGUUCAAGCAUAUCUGAAUAUUCCGAGAAGAUCAUCAAGUCCAACCACCUACACAACGUCAUUACCAUCUUCAAGGGUAAGGUGGAGGAGGUGGAGCUGCCCGUGGAUAAAGUGGACAUUAUCAUCUCAGAGUGGAUGGGUUACUGCCUCUUCUACGAGUCCAUGCUCAACACAGUCAUCUUCGCCAGGGACAAGUGGCUGAAACCUGGAGGCCUGAUGUUCCCUGACAGAGCAGCUCUCUACGUGGUAGCCAUCGAAGACAGGCAGUACAAGGACUUUAAGAUUCACUGGUGGGAAAACGUGUACGGCUUUGACAUGAGCUGCAUUCGCAACGUGGCCAUCAAAGAGCCUCUGGUGGAUGUGGUAGAUCCCAAGCAGGUGGUGACUAACGCCUGCCUCCUGAAGGAAGUGGACAUCUACACUGUGAAGCCAGAGGACCUGUCCUUCACCUCAGCCUUCUGUCUGCAGAUCCAGCGCAACGAUUACGUCCAUGCUCUGGUCACCUACUUCAACAUUGAGUUCACCAAAUGUCACAAGAAGACUGGCUUCUCCACUGCUCCAGAUGCUCCCAGCACACACUGGAAGCAGACGGUGUUUUAUUUAGAGGACUACUUAACUGUCAAGAAGGGAGAGGAGAUCUUUGGCAGCGUUGCCGUCAGACCCAAUGAGAAGAAUGUGCGAGACCUGGAGUUCACCCUGGAGCUGGACUUCAAAGGACAACUAUGUGAGGCCGCCAUAUCCCACGACUAUAAAAUGCGUUAGGAAGAAGAACAAGGCCCUCCUGGUGUGGACCGACCCUCAGCCCCUCUGGACACACCUGGGGAGGGGGAGGGCACAGGCUCUCCAACAAGCACUCCAGGUGGCCAGGGAGGGCAAACAGAUGCAUCUGAUUGGAUGCCAUCAAGCCAGCAUCUAAGUGAUGUCAUCAGAAUCGGCAAGUAUCUAUCAGCAAUAGUGCCGUCACCUGUACCAACUUGAUGGGCACAUGGUUGAAUGUAACAUCCUAUGUUAACUUGAUUUUUUUUUUGUUUUUUUUAACCCUCACUGGGAAUUUAAUUAUUUGGAGUGUGACAUGAGUAUGAAAUGAAAAGCAUUUAGGAGUC